CGACUUAACAAUUCAGCUACAGGUACGUCGCACGGUCUCUUAUUAACGUGACAUCAUCCCUCCCGCUUCCUUUAACAGACAAAUCAAUAAAAAACCUAAUACAUAUCUCAAACUACCUAGACGACACCUACUUUAAUAUUCCCCCGCCUGACUCGUAUGGUUUCGUUUCUCUUUUCUCCAACUCUUGAAAUUGAACCCGUCCUUAAUCGCAUCAUUGUUUUUAAUAUCUGGGAACAGGAAAUCUAUUUGAGAUUCUACUCGACUCGACUACCUAAUCCAAUUAUCCAACUUAUACCUCGGAUCCUAAACGAGUUCCAUCAUGUCCGACCCUUCUAGGAACAAGGCCGUCGACCAGACCAAUGGUGGUGGUCCUAGCCAUGCUGGUUUUAGAUCGCAGGCGGGCAUGACUGUUGAACGACCCAGGCAAGAGGAUCUUCAAGCAAGCUAUGCGUCUAUCGUCGGAAACGAUGCCAGCCCAAAGGGGUGGUAUGGAAGCAUGAUCAACGCUUUCGGUUCUUGUAUGGGUACUCUUGGAGCCAUCCCUUGCGUCUUCUGCUGCCCCAAUCCCUAUAAGCAAGUGCACCAGGGCAAUGUCGGACUUGUGACAAAAUUCGGCAAAUUCUACAAGGCUGUCGAUCCUGGUCUCGUCAAGAUCAACCCUCUCAGCGAACGAAUCAUUCAAGUCGAUGUCAAGAUUCAAAUUGUUGAGGUCCCUAGGCAAGUCUGUAUGACUAAGGACAAUGUCACAGUUGAUCUAACGUCUGUGAUCUACUAUCAUAUCACCUCGCCGCAUAAGGCCGCUUUCGGCAUCGCAAAUGUGCGACAAGCCCUGAUUGAGCGCACACAGACGACUCUGCGCCAUGUUGUUGGCGCGCGCGUCCUGCAGGAUGUUAUUGAGCGCCGCGAAGAGAUCGCAUCGAGCAUUAGCGAAAUCAUCGAAGAUGUUGCCGGCGGCUGGGGUGUUCAGGUCGAAUCUAUGUUGAUCAAGGAUAUCGUCUUCAGCCAAGAGCUCCAAGGAUCGUUAUCGAUGGCCGCGCAGAGCAAGCGUAUCGGAGAGAGCAAGAUCAUUGCAGCUAAGGCAGAGGUUGAGAGCGCUAAGUUGAUGCGCCAGGCCGCCGACAUCCUAUCAUCCGCGCCGGCCAUGCAAAUCAGAUACCUGGAGGCGAUGCAGGCUAUGGCCAAGUCCGCCAAUUCCAAGGUUAUCUUUCUGCCCGCCCACAACCAGACUAUGAGUGGCCUCAAUGAUGCUAUCCAGUCAGGCAAGCCAUUCGAAAUCGGCGAGUCGAGCGGGUCCCAAGCCGGCGAUUCAGGCUUUAACCAGGCAGUGAAUGCCCAUGUCAUCGAGAACAUCUAAGGGAAUUAUUUCCUCUGAUCCCGCGGUUUCCCUGACCGUCAAGAUUGCAAGUUGUACUUUUAGGUGAUGAUUUUGGUUGGAUGACUGUAACGACGGAAAUGACUCGGUUGAGUAAAGACGGAGAGAAAAGCUUUGCUAGUUUCGAACCAGCAGAAUAAAAAGCUACAUAACUCGAAAACUACGAAAAUACGUAUCUGGAUUUAAUCGGAGGUUGUGGGACGGAAACUGGCUGGGCGAGGGAGGGCGUGCAAUUCGAUACCCGUUAAGGAUACCCAACAUCAUUCGCUUGAUACCGCAAUUCUGUUUCUAUGGUUUCACGCUCAAAAAGGCUUGAGCUGGUUUUUACUGGAACUGGGCUUAGGGGCAAUUAGGUAGUCUAAUGUCAAAUGAAUAUUUUUAAGAUUUUGCUUGUCUUCGGUGUGUGGUUUUCAUUACCCCUGGGAUAAUGGAUGGGUAGGAAAAAUUAAACAAGUAGGGGGAAGGAUAGGGGCGAACCUAAACCUCCAUCAACACCACUUACCUAGCAAGGUAUCCAUGGAUGUCUACGGGCUAAUAAGAAUUCCCAAGUUUUCUCUAUUUCCAUAGUGUGAUAUUGAAC
Molecule: messenger RNA, 1952 nt
Organism: Annulohypoxylon maeteangense
Lineage: Eukaryota; Fungi; Ascomycota; Sordariomycetes; Xylariales; Hypoxylaceae
Product: stomatin-like protein
Exons: 3
Coding region: 320-1354 (344 amino acids)
Cellular component (GO): plasma membrane
Source: RefSeq, a predicted model, not a curated record